AUGCGGAGUACUACACUGAUCCUUUUAGUUGCUGUUGUGGUCUUGUACCUUUUGAUGGUCUUGACUCAAGUUGAAAGCUGCAAGGGGAAGCCAUCCUCUCCCAAGUGUGUGGGGUCCCUUGAUGUCGGUAAUGACCGAAGAAGAAAGUGCAAGAGAUCUGCUAAUAAGAAUAUGUGGCAUUACAAUACUGUGACUAAAAACUGCACAAAACUUAAUUAUAAAGGAUGCGGUGGUAAUGAUAAUCGUUGGUGUAAUAAACAACUGUGUGAAGCCUGCCGAGGAAGAUAA
This is a messenger RNA of Drosophila serrata, 288 nucleotides long. RefSeq names its product thrombin inhibitor hemalin. The record is from RefSeq and is a predicted model, not a curated record. Lineage: Eukaryota; Metazoa; Arthropoda; Insecta; Diptera; Drosophilidae. Gene Ontology annotation, molecular function: serine-type endopeptidase inhibitor activity.